Phascolarctos cinereus (koala) is the source of this 1371-nucleotide messenger RNA. Its product is annotated as olfactory receptor 2G6-like. Gene Ontology annotation, cellular component: membrane. Gene Ontology annotation, biological process: G protein-coupled receptor signaling pathway. NCBI's taxonomy places the organism in Eukaryota, Metazoa, Chordata, Mammalia, Diprotodontia, Phascolarctidae. Gene Ontology annotation, molecular function: olfactory receptor activity; G protein-coupled receptor activity. The record is from RefSeq and is a predicted model, not a curated record.
UCAUGAUGGAAAUCAUGUAGUCUAACCUAUCUUUGAUGCAAAUGAGGGCUCUGAGGCCCAAAGAGACAAAUGUCUUGCCUGAGGUCAUACAGACCAUUUGUGACAGAGUUGUGAUUCAAAGCCAGGUGCCCUGACUUCCAAGUAGUUCUCACUACAGUACACCAAACUGGUACUUAUUUGGGAAUCUUAUCUGCAAGGUCUCGGGUUGCCUUCUUCCUCUAUUAGGAUCUGGGAUCCAUUAGGAGGCCACUGUUUCAUUUUCUUUUACUUCGCUCAAAAAGCUCUGCAGUCCUUUCUCAGUGAGCCACUUGACAGCUAAAGACUGGACCAGAGGAAUCUGUAUUUGACCAUGGUUACUCCAUUUCAGCUUUCUUCCAGCCAUGUGCUAACCCCUAAUCCUGCUUUAGCAUCCCAACAGGAGCUCAGUGCUGAAAGUCAAUGAAGCAAAACAGCAGCUCUCCAGGGGUCUUCGUUCUAUUGGGCUUCUCUGACAAGCCCCAGUUAGAGAUUGUUCUCUUCGUGGUUAUCUUGAUCUUCUAUAUCUUGAACCUGGUGGGGAACACAAUCAUCAUAUUAGCGUCCUGCCGGGACCCCAAACUGCACACCCCAAUGUACUUCUUCCUUACCAACCUGUCACUCCUAGACCUCUGCUUCACCACCAGUGUAGCUCCACAAUUGUUGGUCACCAUGAGAAGAAAAGACAAGACCAUGAGCUACAGUGGGUGUAUAGCUCAACUCUAUGUGGCCAUGGAGCUGGGAUCCACUGAGUGCAUUCUCUUGACCGUCAUGGCCUAUGACCGCUAUGCAGCAGUGUGCCGCCCCCUCCACUAUGCAGUCAUCAUGCAUCGUCGACUCUGCCUGUCUCUGGCUGCCACAGCAUGGCUCAGUGGCCUCGCCACCUCUCUGAUCCAGUGCUCUCUCACUAUACAGCUCCCCCUGUGUGGUCACAACCACCUUGACCACAUCUUCUGUGAGGUGCCAGUGUUGAUCAAGCUGGCCUGUGUAGAUACCACCUUUAAUGAGGCCCAACUCUUUGUAGCCAGUGUGGUCUUCCUUGUGGUGCCUGUCUCUCUCAUUCUGAUCUCCUAUGGCUACAUCACCCAGGCCAUAUUGAGGAUCAAAUCUGCCUCAGGACGUCGUAGAGCAUUUGGAACCUGUUCUUCUCACCUGGUGGUUGUAAUCAUCUUCUAUGGGACCAUCAUCUUCAUGUAUCUCCAGCCAGUCAAAAGUAGGUCCAAAGACCAGGGGAAGUUUGUCUCCCUCUUCUACACGAUAGUCACCCCUCUGUUAAAUCCUCUCAUCUAUACCCUGAGGAACAAGGAUGUGAAAGGAGCACUAAUAAAGCUGAUAUUGGGGAAAGCUAGAGGUUAA